This is a messenger RNA of Beta vulgaris subsp. vulgaris (sugar beet), 709 nucleotides long. RefSeq lists its product as hypothetical. The transcript has 3 exons. NCBI's taxonomy places the organism in Eukaryota, Viridiplantae, Streptophyta, Magnoliopsida, Caryophyllales, Amaranthaceae. Bases 148 to 429 code for a protein of 93 amino acids. The record is from RefSeq and is a predicted model, not a curated record.
UUGAAUUCGAAGUAAUUUUCUGAGAAUAUCUGUUUGUUGCAAUUUAAUUGAGUUAAUUUAGCAAUCAAAUCAAUUGAUACUUUUCGAGGAAAGAAAUUGAGGGAUUUUUUCGAUGUUUCCGAAAAAUUGAAGAAGCAGGUUGAUACCAUGGAAUCUGAGAAAAAACAAGCUGAAACUAUAUUAUCAGCUACUGCACCAACUCCAGCCAUUACUUCAUGCCGGAAGAAGAAGAAAGAAGAUGCAACUUUCCUCGAGGAUGUGAAGGAACAUAUAAAUGAGUUUGUCAAUGCUUCAAUGGAUGAACACAAGUCAUGUUUUACUAAAACCAUUCAGAAGAUGUUUGGAAUGUCAAAGGUAGUGGCAAAAAGGAGUUCUGAGGGGCAGGAAGUAGAGAGUGUUCUACCACUGGAGACGACAAUUGCAAAGUAGAUCUGAAAACACUUCAUGUAUUAGUAAUCAUCUUUCGCAAAGGUAGAAAAUACGCUUCAGAGGGGAAGCAUACAAAACACAGAAUUGAAGGCGAGAUUAAUGAUAUAACAGUUUCUUUUGAUGUUAGUUAUCAGAGCACCAUGAACUGUACCUGCUGUGUACAGAAUCAUAUACUGUCAUUUGCUUAUUGAAAUAUUCAACUCUUUGCCAAUAUGCUUCCUAUGUAUCUUUUAUCUGAACUUUUGUCGAAAUGUAUGGAUAUUCCUAUUUCUGUUGUUGA